AUGGCGCCAUUGCCAGAGCAAAGAUUGACACCGUAUACCAGACCCUUUGCGUAUACCGGUGUGGAUUAUCUCGGGCCGUUGGAGGUAACCGUUGGCAGGCGGAAGGAAAAGCGAUAUGUAGCGGUCUUCACAUGCUUGGUAGUCCGUGCCGUUCACCUGGAGCUGGCGUACAGCUUAACGACGGAUUCCUGCAUAAUGGCGAUCAGGAGAUUUGUGCGAAGAAGAGGUCCCCCACGCCAAAUAUUGUCCGACAACGGGACGAACUUUGUCGGUGCCGAUCGCGAGCUUAAACGACAGAUCAAGAGAAUCAACAUCGACUGUUCCGACACAUUCACCAACGCCCGAACAAGCUGGUUAUUCAAUCCGCCCUCCGCUCCCCACAUGGGUGGAGUAUGGGAGCGGAUGGUGCGAAGCGUGAAAGAAUCGAUGAGAGCUCUCGACGACGGAAGGAAACUCAACGACGAGAUUCUGCUGACGGUGUUGGCGGAAGCAGAAGCUUUUAUAAACUCUCGUCCACUGACGUACAUGCCUCAAAGUUCGGCCGACUACGAAGCGUUGACACCCAACCACUUUUUGGGUAACUCCACGGGAGAUCAGGACCCUAUGCGUGAUCCAAUCAGUCUCAGCCAAGCACUGCAAAGCAGUUACCUUCGUUCGCAGUAUUUAGCUGAUGCUACAUGGGACAGAUGGCUGAAGGAAUACUUUCCUAAUAUGAACAAGCGGUCCAAGUGGUUCGAAGAUGUGGUGUCGGUUAAACUUGGAGACCUGGUGUAUAUUGCGGAAGGCAGUCGGCGUACCUGGAUCCGAGGAAGGAUCGUGGAGCUAACCCCGAACAAGGAUGGAAGGAUCAGACGUGUUGCAGUACAAACGGCAUCUGGACGACUCGAGAGACCGGUGGCGAAGCUGGCCGUUAUGGAGAUAGGUAACGGUGAAUCCGAGCAAGGUGAUACGGAGGCCGUUCCGGAUUCACGGGGUGGAGAAUGUUCUGGCAUCCCUGACGUCGCUGCAUCUGAACAGACCUAA
Uranotaenia lowii is the source of this 1023-nucleotide messenger RNA. RefSeq lists its product as uncharacterized. The record is from RefSeq and is a predicted model, not a curated record. The coding region runs from base 1 to 1023 and encodes 340 amino acids. The transcript has a single exon. Gene Ontology annotation, molecular function: nucleic acid binding. NCBI's taxonomy places the organism in Eukaryota, Metazoa, Arthropoda, Insecta, Diptera, Culicidae. Gene Ontology annotation, biological process: DNA integration.